AGGCCCUGCAAAAGCUCCCCUGACACUAGGGUGUCAUCUCUGCUACGGAGGGAGGGCGAGGGGCCUCUCCCAUCCUGUCCUGAGCCUCUGGAGCCCGGUCCAGAGCCAGUGCGUUUCUGGGCCUCCCGCAUCUGGUUUACACGAGAGCCCAAGGAGAGGAACUGAGAUGAUGGGAGAAGCGGGGCAGGGGGACCCCCUCAGAGAAGGCUUAUUUAGUGUGGGCACCAAGGGCACCCAUGAGCAGCACGGGUGCUCGGAGGAAGGGACGAGCCGACAAGGGAACAUGCAUAAAAAUGAACGUGGUGACCAAACCAAAUCUCUUUGCAAGGGAGCCGAAAAAGAGAGAACUCUGGAAAGUCGCUAAAACUUCACAGACUGUUAAGGGAGAAAAAAGAAAAGGAAAGCUGACACGUGGAAAGAGACCCAGAAAGUCUACGAUUCCUCUGAGUGCCACAGAUGGAACAACAACAGGAGAAGAAACAAUGAAAGAGGAAAACGUGCUCAGCUGUGCUCGGCUAAAGGCAGAUUCAGGCGUCCAGACUGAAAAGGGCCACAGAGCUCCGAGCAGGAGGAACGCGAAACAAGGAAACCACACUGCCUCCCCCGUGCCAUCCUGGACUGCUGGGUGGGGGGGCUGUGUGCCGGGCCCCUCAGUUAUUUGUGAGGAUCAACCCCCACGGGUGGGGCCACUCUGCUGGCCCAGGGUGGGGCAGCACAGGUCCUGCCUCAAGCACAGGGAGAAGGGAUGACUUCUGGCUUCCCCAGCGUCAAUGGCCCCAGAAGACGCAAAAGAAGUAUGGUGAGGGGACUUCCCUGGUGGUCCGGUGGCUAAGACUCUGAGCUCCCAGUUCGGGGGAAUCUGGGUUCGAUCCCUAUCAGGGAACUAGAUCCCGCAUGCCACAACCAAGGAUCCUGUGUGCAGCAGCUAAAAGACGGACGAUUCGGCGUGCUGCAACUAAGACUCAGUGUGGCCAAAGAAAUAAAUUUUUUUUUUCUUUAAGAAAAGGAAGUGUGGAGAGUGACCAGGUAAGAGCACACCUCCCAACCUGUCACUCGUCUUCUCCCCCAUCAUCCACCAGACAGUCUCCAGGACAACCGCAGAUCCCACCUUCUCCGCUGAGAGAGCUCGCCCAGUCCCCGUCUGUCUGUGCUCUGGGCUCCCUCCCCGCCCAGUCUCUGUCCCAUCUCACCCAAGUGGCCAGGGAGGACCUCCGAAGAAGUAAAUCUGAGCCCAGCAACCUCAGUUUAAACCUUCUACGGCCCCCGCCACCCUCAGGACAGAGCCCCAGUUGGCUCACAGAGGCCCCACUGCUGGCUCUGUGGCCUCAGAGGCACCACGCCCCGAUGCCAUGCACUUUUCUAGGAAGCAGGUGGUUUCCCAGGCUCCGGCCUGAGGACAAGGACUGUAUCUGAUGGCUGCUCCACCCCCACCCCCCGCCCAGGCCCUCCAGAGAGAAGGGGCUGGCUGAGCGCCCAGUUGGCUUCGUUGGACAAGGGCCCGGCCCACACGGCUGCUCCCAGGCCUCCAGACAACAGCUCAUUCCCACGCAGGCUUCACUCCUUUGCUCACAGGUUCCCCUUAUCGUCAAAGCUCCUGAGAUGGACAAACCACAGCCGCCUCCUCUUCCUCCUCCUCCCCUGCCUCUUCCUCCCGGAACUUUUCCUGCUCAGAUAACAAAGGCCCUUAGACCUUCCUGUUCCUCCAGCCAGCCUUCCACUCAAGCCGUAACCCUCCAGGAGAAUCCAUUCAACAGCUACAAAUAACCAGGCAGGACGUGGAGAUCAAAAAGCCCUAAACAAUGACUGCGGCUCCUGGGCGCCUGGCGCCGGGGACAGAGAUGAACCAGCCACCACUGCUUUCCUCAAGGGGCUCCGGGGCUGGUGGGGCUGCUGCCACAGACAAGCUCUGACCCGGAUGCCCAAGUCCUGAUUUUGCCUCUGAUCCCGGAAAAGCCCUUCCUGUCUGGUGCCCCAGUCCCUCUCCUGUAAAAUGGGAUAAUAACGUCAACCCUGGAGGGCUGUUUUGAGAACUAAAUCAGAGAAAGCACUGUGCUGGAGCCACGAGAAGUACCCAAGAGGCAGACAGGACACUUGCUGGACCAAAAAGAAGAAGCAGAGAAGGGAGGGGCCAGGGGCAAAAGAGAAAAAGACUGCGGGAAAGCCAGACAGCUGCCCAUGAUGUGCCACUGAGGAACAGGGUUUGCCAGCUUGAAGGAAUGUGGGGAGAUAGCGGUCCUCACUCUGGCUGCACACGGGAACCACCCAGGAGCUCUGCAGUCCAAUGUCCGGGCCACCUCCCGGCCCAGCUCUGCCGGAAUCCCUGGUGCAGGGACCCCAGCACUGGGGCUGCGGAGGCAGCCGGACAGAGAGCCAUUGCCAAAGGUUGUGGGCACACUCGCGCUCUGAAAAUCCUGUGCUGAGCAAAGCUGAGUAACCGCGUGUCCCCCACACUUGCUUGGCCACAUCAAAAUCCUCCCAAGAGUGUCAGGGAAGAUGCUGAAACAGGUGAGAGUUCAUAGCACAGGUUUUGGGAGUGAGAGGCCCAGUUACAUUCCUGACUCUGCCACUUGACAGCAAAGACUCCAUCCAUCAAAGCGUCUGUUCCUCGCCAACAAAGCAGGGAGGAUCAUGCUGACCUCCGUGGGUUGUUAGGCGGAUCAAAUGAAAUCAGGAAGGUGAGGCCCCUGCGGGCACCUGGUGGGCGUUCCUACUGGCCAAAAUACUAAGUGAACCCAGUUCCCACCCUCACCUUCCACGGCACAGGGGCUGCGUUCACUUCUUCAACAGAUCCACACUGGGAUUUCCCUGGUGGUCCAGUGGUAAAGAAUCCGCCUGUCAGUGUAGGGGACACAGGUUGGAUCUCUGGUCCUAGAAGGUUUCACACACUGUGGGGCAGCUAAGCCCAUGCACCACCUCUACUGAGCCCAUGUGCCACAAACACUGGGCCCUGCACACUCCAGACCUCACGCUCCACAAGAGAAGCCACACCAGUGAGAAGCACCACAACUAAAGUAGCCUCUGCUCACCGCAACUGGAGAAAGCCCAAGUGCACCAACAAAGACGCAGCACAGCCAAAACCAACCAAAUAUAAAUUUGAAAAUAUAUACAUCCAUUCUGAGGACCUACUCUAUGGUCAUCAACACAGAGCUGGUCCCUGCCCACAGCGCAAAGCACAAGGCCUGGCAGAGGAGACGGCGGUAACUAAAGGAUCAUAAUUCAGGUUCGUACGGUGGUGUGGGGAGGGGGAAUGUGCAAACGGAACAGAGAUACCCCCACUUCCACUGAGGGCUUCCCUGAGGAAGGGACAUUUGAACUGAAGGAUUAAUAGGUGUCAAUGUAGUAUUGACGUGGCAGGUAAAAUAAGCUGGAAGAUGAAGAAGGGGGCUGGUAUGGAGAGGAGAGGAGGGAACCCACACUGCAACAGGGAGGGGACAGAUGGGAACUGUAUUUAGACAGUGGAACAGGCUGGGCCUGGCCGAUGGCUGGAGGUGAGGGAGUAAAGGUGGUUACUGCAGACCCUUGGGUUCCUUGUUUGAAUGCCAGGAUGGAUGGGGUGCUGGGACACUGCAACCCUCUCCCUGGCACACAGGCCAGCGCACAUUCCCUCUCCCAAGUGUUAUCGUUCUCAUAGCAUUGCCCCAAGGUACAGUAUAGAUGCAUUUAUCUGAUUUGUCUGUUUCCCCCACUACAACGUAAGCUCCAGAAGGCAAGGGUUUUGCACAGUUUGCUGAGUAAUCUCCAGCCCCUACAGCAAGGCCUGGCACCUUGCAUGUUUUAAUAGUUAAGAGUUUGUUGACUCUAUGUUGGGAUGAUAACAAGCAACGGCCUUGUUAGGGCUCCUGGAUUGGGAAGGAAACAUACAUCAAUAAAAAUGUCUUGCAUAUUGAUGAUGAUGACAGAAUAAUAAUGAAAGAAGUGGGCAUAGCACCCACUUAUUAAGCAUCUGCUCUCUCCCUCACCCUUUCUUCUUAGUACCAGAUUUUAAAACAGAGCUCCAUGUUUUGAGGGCUGAUUAUGUGUUAGACAUGGCACUAAGUGCUUUAAAGUCUGAGCAUUUUUCCUAAGGACCAACUUUCAAAAUUCCAAGCACGCUCUAAGGCCUCCUCUUGCCUGGAAUGUUCUUCCCCCCUACUUACCCCCAGGGCUUGCUUCUUCCCUUCUUUUCCUCAGAAAGGCCUUCCUCCACCAUCCACCACUCCAUCCCUUUUCUUUCUCUGAUUCUACUUAAGUUUUGUUUAUAGCACUUCUCACUAGCAGGUGGCACAUUUGUUGCUAUUUUUGUUUGCGUGGGUGCCCUGCUCAGUUGUGUUCAACCCUUUGUGAUCCCAGUCUGAUAAGCUCCUCUGUCCAUGGUAUUUUCCCUGCAAGAAUACUGGAGUGGGUUGCCAUUUCUUCCUCCAGGGGAUCUUCCCGAUCCAGGGAUCCAACCCACGUCUCCUACAGUGGCAGGCGGAUUCUUUACCACUGAGUCACCUGGGAAGCCCACUGUUGGUGUAAAUUCCCUACUAAAAGGUUAAGCUUUGUGAGGACAAGGAAACAAGUGCCUGGGGAACAGUAAGUGCUCAGUAAAUUUGUUGAAUAAAUGUCUCACCGAGUCUUAGGUGCUGUUACGAUCCCAUUUUACAAGGGAGUAAACUGAGGCACGCAGAGCGAAUCAUUGGCUCUCACACCCAGGGUGAGUGGCGCAGGCGGGACUCAACCCGGGCAGUAAGUCCUCAAUAUAUACCAAGCAAUCGUAAUUACUACCCUCUUACUCUGUGUCAGGUUUUGAGCUAGGAGCUUGUCCCCGUGCUGUCUCGCACAGUUCUAGGAGUAACCCGCGAGGCCAGCCCUGUCCGGACUCGGCUUCGCAGAGGCGGAAGCCCGCAGUAGAGGUCUCCCCGCGAUCAGGGGCUGGGCGGGUAUUCGGCCCGGGCCGCUGCCGCGCCCUCCGCGCCUCCCAGGGGCCUCGACUGGCUUUCGAGCCGCGGCCCGUGGCUCCUCCCUACCAGGACCCGGCGCUCACCCCGGGGCCGGGGUCUGGAUCUUGAGCCCACAGCUCCGCUACCAUCUCGGUGUGCAGAAACUCGAACAGUGCCGGGUCCGCCAUGCGCGGGUCUCAGUCGCCUAACAACCGCUCAGCGUCUCGUGUUCUCAUUGGCUCAGUUGGGCAAGCCCCGCCUCCCCUUCUUAAGUGCGGCCCACCCACUCCUGCUUCCAUUGGUGUUUCAGGCUAGCCCCGCCUUCCUUUCCUGGGCUCUCGUGGUGCGCGCGUAAACCCGGGAGUCUAGGGGGAGGGCCUGCUUUGUCUGUAAUGGCCGCACGUGACAAGCACCUCCGCCCUUCCCGCUGUUUCUUCACCGUUUCCGGGUCCGCGAGCGUUUCCAUUGGUCGAGUCGCUGGUUACACGUGACAGCUCGUCUUCUAGACUCUCUAUUUGUCCUCUCUUCUCGCAGCACAACCCGGAAGCGCCAGCCCAGCCGCUUUCCUAUUGGCCGUGCCCUUAUUCACGUGGCUCUUUACAGAAGCCCCAACAUCUGGUCCGGAGGGCUUACUUCCCGGUUGGUAGCCGGGCGGCCCAGGUGAUAGGCCGCCAACACCCGCCCAACUUUGUCCCCUAUUGGUUGGGGCUGCCGCGCUCCUCGGUAAAGACGCCGCACUUCGGAUAGGUAGAGGAUCCCGCAGGCUCGGAGCUCUGGUGACCCGCUCGCGCCAUGGAGUCUCAGAGUCGUCGGCGGAGGCCGCUGCGGAGGCCUGAGACUUUGGUGCAGGGGGAAGCGGCCGAGUCGGACUCGGAUCUCUCUGCGUCCUCGUCGGAGGAGGAGGAGCUGUACCUGGGCCCCUCGGGCCCAACGCGCGGCCGCCCCACGGGACUGCGAGUGGCUGGGGAAGCCGCGGAGACCGAUUCAGACCCCGAGCCGGAGCCGAAGGCUGCGCCGCGGGACCUGCCUCCGCUCGUGGUGCAGCGGGAGACGGCCGGGGAGGCCUGGGCGGAGGAAGAGGCCCCGGCGCCCGCCCCUGCGCGCUCGCUGCUGCAGCUCCGGCUAGCUGAGAGCCAGGCACGGCUGGACCACGACGUAGCGGCCGCGGUGAGCGGCGUGUACCGCCGCGCGGGCCGUGAUGUGGCCGCCCUAGCCGGUAGGCUGGCGGCUGCCCAAGCAGCGGGAUUAGCCGCAGCCCACAGUGUGCGUCUGGCGAGGGGGGACCUUUGCGCGCUGGCGGAGCGUCUGGACAUCGUGGCCAGCUGCCGCCUGCUGCCCGACAUCCGCGGUGUGCCGGGGACCGAGCCUGAACAAGACCCCGGACCGAGAGCCUAGCCGUGACCCACUGUCUCCACUGACUGUGCCCUGGGGGUAGGCCUUGCGGCCUCUUGACCUGGCUUUCUGCUCCGUUUCGCCACCCACCCAUCUUGCUGUCACCCUCAGGGAUAACCUCGCCCCUGGAUAAUGCUGUGUUAUGUGUGUGUGUGUUAUGCGUGUGUGUGUGAGUGUGUGUGUACCUGCUGGACCUUAGCUCUGGUUCCUCCCCCGGGCUUGGCCUUUGCUUCCUGGUUCAGAGCUUGUGUCUGAACUUGACUCCAGCUCCUGGGUACCUAGCUGCCCUUUGAUCUGUCUCCCUCUUAAGGGCUCAUGGAGCCUCAUCUUUCUUUUCUCUCUGCCUUCCUCAGUUUGGUUUCUGUUCACAGGAGCUGGGCCUGCUUCAUUCUCCCCACGGGAGCCCCAGAAUCCGGUUGAAUGUCAAUUCCCUGAUGUCUCCCUUUACUCCCUUGGCUCUGUCUCUUCUCUUGCCCCACCUCUGGGAUUUUUGUCCCUCUAAUCUGGACCCUUUUUCUGCUCCCCAGGCUUGGCCUUGAUUCCGUCUCCGCCUUCUGGUCCUUGCUCUGCCACCUCUUGGCUCCUUCUCCAUGGGCUUAGCCCUACCCUCUUGGCCUGAUCUUGUUUCCUGGGUCCAGCUCUACCCUUAGUUUUGGUCCUGCUGCUUUUUACUUCUCCCAUUCUGUUUAAACUACCUGCUUACUUCUGGGCUCUAGGGAUCCCCUAUGAUUUUCUUCAUCAGGUCCAAGAUGAGGCUCCCUCCUGACCCAAGGAGGUCCCCCUCCCAGCUGUCCAGGCCCAACGUGGCAUCUCCUCCAGGCCCAAAUUGGUGUAUCCUUCCCACCCCCCAGGCCAAGAUUAUGCCUUCUGCCCAAGCUCCAGGUAUGAGCUCCAGGCCUCGGCCUGACUCACCAGGCUGAGAGUGCCCCCAGCAGGCACUGAGGGCCCGGUACAGACUCACCCCGAACGUUAUGUGCAAUAUGACAGCAGUUUGCAGAUAAGGACCACAUGUAGUUUGUUUGUUCACUAUGUUCCAUGGGUGCUAUUGGAUGCUAAACUGCUUGGAUUUCUGGGUUAGCUCCUUCUCUCUCCUCCUCCUCACUGCUCCCUCUUCUCCCAGCCCCAGCCCCUCAGUCCCAUUCAUAUGCAUUCCCUUCCCCCACUCUCUUAUCCCAACCUGAGCUGAGAUCUGAGCUCCCAGGAUGAAGUGCUGAGGAAGAGCACUGUAUGGCAAACUCAUUAAAACUCAAGGCAUUCACUGAUAUAAUCAGUUCCUCUUAUCUCCCCAUCUAAGCUGGGGGGCGGGUCAGUUGGCGAUUCUGCUGCAAAUGUGAGUCCCAAGAAAGAGAUCCUUCCCACCUGGCCAAUUGAAAGUGGACCUGUAGCUAGGAAAUUGGGGCCCCAAGUUUUUUCACCCUGGUUCUGCACUUGUGUUUUGUUCAUUCACCACACAUUUACUGAGCUCCUGUUCUGUGCCUGUUCUGUGCCUGUCCUCAGCCAAGCACUGGGGAUGCCCCACCCAGGCUGGGCCCUCUCAGAGCUGACAGUCCAGUGGGGAAGACAGACAUGAAAAUAUUAUUGUAUAAGUGGAUAGUCUUAAUUGUAAUUUAUACUUUGACUAUAAUUUUUCUGGCAUUGUGGUUAGUGCCCUAAAGAAAUGCAGGAGUUUUGUGGGCGUGUAACUGAAACCUGUCAGACUUUGUUUGAAGGAUGGUCAGAUGGCUUCUGCGAGGAAGUGAUGAGUGAGUUUGAGGUGUAAAAAAAACCCUGAAGGUGUAAAAAGAUGAAAUGUGGGGUGGAAAAUUGUGAGCAGCAGGAGGAGCAUAUGCAAAGGCCCUGAGUCAGAAGAGGGCAUGUCGUAUUUAACAACAGAAGAGGGUGAUAUCUUCUAGCCUGUACCUGGAAUGGGGGGACCAGGGGAGAUGGGGGUGGUGAGGACUGUGCCAGCGGGGGCCAGACAAAGCUGGACUUCUAAACGAAGUCAAAUCCUUGGUCUUUAUUGAACAGCCAACAAGUAGAGAAUGAUGCCAUCUGGUAAAUGUGUUUUGUGAAGGAGCCUCAGGCUGGUGCUUCUGCAGUGUGGUUGCCUCUGAAAAAUACCCAGAAAUACUGGUUUCGAAAUUAAACGUCCUUUUAAAUGUACAGCUGAGCUCAGA
Messenger RNA from Bubalus bubalis (water buffalo), 8449 nucleotides. It is a transcript of the gene BLOC1S3, whose product is annotated as biogenesis of lysosomal organelles complex 1 subunit 3. Gene Ontology annotation, cellular component: BLOC-1 complex. The record is from RefSeq and is a predicted model, not a curated record. Bases 5694 to 6296 code for a protein of 200 amino acids. NCBI's taxonomy places the organism in Eukaryota, Metazoa, Chordata, Mammalia, Artiodactyla, Bovidae. The transcript is spliced from 2 exons.